This is a messenger RNA of Microplitis mediator, 2304 nucleotides long. It is a transcript of the gene snRNP-U1-70K, whose product is annotated as U1 small nuclear ribonucleoprotein 70 kDa. The coding region runs from base 190 to 1422 and encodes 410 amino acids. The transcript is spliced from 7 exons. Gene Ontology annotation, biological process: mRNA splicing, via spliceosome. Gene Ontology annotation, cellular component: U2-type prespliceosome; precatalytic spliceosome; U1 snRNP. The record is from RefSeq and is a predicted model, not a curated record. Lineage: Eukaryota; Metazoa; Arthropoda; Insecta; Hymenoptera; Braconidae. Gene Ontology annotation, molecular function: mRNA binding; U1 snRNA binding.
GCAAAAAGACGAGGACAGACGACCAACGGGACGGGGCUUGGCUGCUGUUACCACGACAUCAGUUUUUAUAAUAAUUUUUACAAAAGUAUUAAAUUAAAACAAAGUAACCUGAUCUGUUCGUUCGACUAGUAUUUAAUUUAUUACAAUGUGUAUUAUCGUUUGAAGUAAUUAGUUAAUUAUAUAUUAAAAAUGACGCAGUUUUUGCCACCAAAUUUGCUGGCACUAUUUGCUCCGCGUGAUCCAAUACCAUAUUUACCACCAGUUAGCAAACUUCCGCAUGAAAAGAAGAAUGGUGGAUAUCUCGGCGUCGGAUCAUUUCUAAAAUACUUUGAGGAUCCAAAAGAUACACCCCCGCCACUCCGGGUGGAAACACGUGAAGAACGUCUAGAACGUCGGAGACGUGAACGUGCUGAGCAAGUUGCUUACAAACUUGAACAGGAAAUAGCAGUAUGGGAUCCAGCAGCUAUUCCAAAUGUUACUGCUGAUCCAUUUAAAACUUUAUUUGUCGCACGAAUUAACUAUGAUACGUCGGAAUCAAAACUUAGAAGAGAGUUUGAAGUUUAUGGGCCAGUUAAGAAGAUUGUUGUCAUCCACAAUACAGUCAAUGGAAAACCAAGAGGGUACGCAUUCAUUGAGUAUGAACACGAAAGGGACAUGCACUCUGCUUAUAAACAUGCGGAUGGUAAGAAAAUAGAUGGCCGCAGAGUGUUGGUGGAUGUUGAACGUGCAAGAACAGUUAAAGGAUGGCUACCACGUAGACUUGGUGGUGGUCUUGGUGGUACACGUAGAGGAGGUCCUGAUGUCAAUAUCAAACAUUCUGGUAGGGAGGAUAAUGAAAGGGAACGGGAGCGAUACCGAUUGGAACGUGAACGUGAAGCAACUGGACGUGGACUUGAUCGUGAACGUGAUCGCGAUCGUAUUGACAGAGAACGUAGAAGAUCGCGUGAACGUAAACGAAGAUCGCGAAGUAGAUCUCGGGAACGUAAACGUAGACGUAGUCGUGAACGCGGCGCUGAGCCAGAAGUAGAGGAAAUACAGCGGGAAGAACGUUCACGUGAUAGACGUGAACGGGAUAGAGAUCGUUCGGACCGUGAUCGAGAUCGUAAACGCAGACGGUCACGUAGUAAUGACCGCACUGACCGUGACCGCGAUCGCGAACGUAAGAGAGAUAAGCGCGACCGCGAACGACGGGACCGUAAAGACCGCGAGCGUGUUCCUGAUGAAGACACUAAAGAGAUUCGUGUCAAAGAAGAACCUCUUGACGAUUAUCCAGAUUAUAAUAAUUCUUAUACAUCGACGACACCUUACUUCGCUCAAGUAAAGUAUGAAGACGACAAUGAAGUUGAAGAGAAGUAUAGAAUUCCAGAGAAUCGUAAUGAUCAGCCGUCUUAUAAUUAUGAUUCCGUACCAGAAUAUCAUUAAUUUAUAAUUAAUGAUUUAUUAAUUAAUUAAUUAGUUAUGACAUUGCUGUAAUAUUGAUCUUUUUUUGUUAACUAUUAUUUUUUUUUUCUUUUUUUUUUUUAUCUUAAUUUUAAUUUUCUUUUUCAAAUCCUCGCCAUUGACGUUACAGUGACCGGUAAUCGAUAUCGUUAUUUCUGACAAUGUGUGUUUGUACAACGAUAAAUUAAUUACUUUUACAUUUUUAACUUCAUCCCGUGUAAAAAAAAUUCGUUCCAAAAAAUUUGACAUGUGGAACUUAUAAACUGAGACAGAUUAGAACCUCAAAUUUGAAACUUUUCAUUAAUGUUUUUUUAUUCUUAUGAGGCGGUGUGCCGUCAACUGAUCCCAAUAAUUUUAUACUACAAGCGAUCCCUACAAAAUGAUCCCACGGAUAUAUGAUCCCAUCGAUGAUUGAUUUAUUAUUUUCACAAUAAUAAAAAAUAAUUUAUUUGAAGAUCUAUAAUAAAUAUGCUAUGAAAUAUCUUAUAAUUAAACAAAUAUCUUAUAUUGAUCCCAAAUUGUCUGUGGGAUCAAUUGUCAUGUGAUCACUUGUCGGGGAUUAGUUGUCAUGGAACCUUAUGAGGCUAUUGGUUUCCAAUAAGAACUUUUUUGGAACGAGGGUAAAUUGUAGUAAAAAUAACUUUUAAAAUUAUUCUUUUUUUUUACUCAAAAUUCGCUCAUAAAAAUCCUAGGGAAACUUUUUUUUUUUUUACUCUCAAAAUUACAAAAGUUCAAAAAAAGUUAAAAUCUGUCUUAAGUUUAGAAGUUCCACCUGUCGAACUUUUUUAGAAUUUUUUUGAAACGAAUUUUUUUUACACAGAAUACUAAUAAAUUUAAUUAUUCUUCAAUACGUUGAUAAAAAAA